Molecule: messenger RNA, 480 nt
Organism: Angiostrongylus costaricensis
Lineage: Eukaryota; Metazoa; Nematoda; Chromadorea; Rhabditida; Metastrongylidae
Source: the annotation of a GenBank genome assembly
AUGAGCAACCGAGCAGUAGCCGUAUUACGAGGAGACGCCGGUGUCACGGGGACUGUGUGGUUCACUCAGGACAAAGAAUCGGAUCCAUGUUUGAUUAAAGGCGAAAUCAAAGGUUUAACUCCUGGUCUCCAUGGUUUCCAUGUGCAUCAGUAUGGUGACGCUACAAACGGUUGUAUCUCAGCUGGGCCACAUUUCAAUCCAUUCAGCAAGACUCAUGGAGGACCAAAUGACAGCACACGUCAUGUGGGCGAUCUCGGCAACGUUGAAGCGGGGCCGGAUGGCGUCGCGUCUUUUGAGAUCAAGGAUCAUCUUGUGAAGAUUCAUGGAGAGCACAGUGUUAUCGGACGUUCACUCGUUGUUCAUGCUGGCACUGAUGAUCUUGGUAAAGGAGUUGGCGAGAAGAAAGAGGAAUCCUUGAAAACUGGAAAUGCUGGUGCACGCGCUGCCUGUGGAGUGAUCGCUAUUGCAGCAACGCAGUGA